Molecule: messenger RNA, 1411 nt
Organism: Alternaria alternata
Lineage: Eukaryota; Fungi; Ascomycota; Dothideomycetes; Pleosporales; Pleosporaceae
Exons: 2
Coding region: 442-1230 (262 amino acids)
Source: RefSeq, a predicted model, not a curated record
AACUACAGAAGUGAUCGGCAUGAAUCCCAUUACUCUAACCCUUCGGCGCGUCUUCGCAAAGGCUUGAUCGAUCUUAUCUGUAACUAGCAGGUCGCACGGGCGUUCUUCUCCAGCAAUGUCAAACGACUGGGCUUUCUGGGGCUUGCGGGAACCAGGUUUUAGAUGAACGAGUUGUUGAUCACGACUGGAAAUCUCCGGACGAGGAUAUAUACCUUGGAUUUGGCCUCAUGUUGGAUGGCCAUCAACCAGUUCUUCACAGACAGUUGUCUCAUACACUCUCUUUGAGCAGGCCUUUCUUCGCUCUUGUCGUCAUUCUCUAGAUAUCCUAGCGGUAUACAUACAUUCUUUUGGCUGUGCCACCAUCUUUGCUAUCAACAUCGCCUGUCUCUCUCUGUCUCAAACACUUCUUCUACAUCUCGUAUCAAAGACAUCACUAUCAAGAUGAAAAACGCCGUCAUCCUCGCCGCUCUUGCGAGCACCACAGCGGCUUACCCGUUCAGCGACUACCUCGACGCCAUCUUCGGCACCAAGGAGUCCCGUCAUGCUCCUCCUCCAGAGCUGAUGCCCGGUUUCGCCCCAAUCGGAACCGGCACAGCAUCUGGCAUUCCUUUCCCUACAGCAACAGGAGCAUUUCCCAUCGACGGUAUGCCACCUGUCCGCCACCGCGUCCGAAACUUGGCUAUCGACUACCAGCUCGCCCCAAGACAGGGCCCCGGAGCCGGCAGCGCGCUACCCAGCUUCUCGUUGGCGGAGCCCACAGACGGUACUCCCGCUCUGCCUACAGAAACGGAGGGAGGCUUCCCUGGCCUUCCCACAGGACUCCCCACAGGCCAGCCUGACGCUCCAUUCCCAUUCCCAACGGGUGGACCCGACAUGCCUUCCCCUACUGGCGGCUUUCCCAAGCCCCCUGGUGGACCUGAUAUGCCUUUCCCAACCGGUGGCUUUCCUAAGCCACCUGGUGAUGGUCCUUCUCCAUCAGACAUUCCUUUCCCAACCGACCUUCCUUUCCCCAUGCCCACCGGUGGCUCUCCGUUUCCCUUCCCUGGUACCGGCAUGCCUGGUCUGCCCACUACAAUGCAGACUCUGACUCGCGGUCCCCAGCCCACGGGUAUGCCUGAGCUGCCUGGUUCGGAGAACGGCGAGCAAGGACCUGGCGAUGACGCCCCAGGAGGCUUCUUCGAUUGGCUCAGCAGCCUGUUCGGCGGCGGCAAGAGUGAGAUGAGCUCUUAGAGUCAUUGCUUUCAUCACGUCUACCCCAGAAAAGGGAACGUGGUGAAGAAAGGAUGGAACAGUGUGUACGACUAAGACGUCUUGAUGGCGCGACAUUUCAAUUCUUUCCACAUACUUUAUACACUCACACUUGAUCCCAAAACAUAGAGAAACAACAAUGUACGCCAUAUGCUUGUCUCAA